Leguminivora glycinivorella is the source of this 1766-nucleotide messenger RNA. RefSeq names its product zinc finger protein 888-like. The record is from RefSeq and is a predicted model, not a curated record. The coding region runs from base 207 to 1484 and encodes 425 amino acids. Gene Ontology annotation, biological process: regulation of transcription by RNA polymerase II. NCBI's taxonomy places the organism in Eukaryota, Metazoa, Arthropoda, Insecta, Lepidoptera, Tortricidae. The transcript has 3 exons. Gene Ontology annotation, cellular component: nucleus. Gene Ontology annotation, molecular function: RNA polymerase II transcription regulatory region sequence-specific DNA binding; DNA-binding transcription factor activity, RNA polymerase II-specific.
UCAUGCCAUUCCUGCGACUGUCAUGGCGUAGGGAAUUCAUGUAUUUCAUGUUGAUUUCGUGUUAAAAAUAAAGUUUUUAUUGUAGGAAAACAAACUAAAAAUCCUUCAGGUUAAUUAAUUAUUCACACUUAUUUCUCAACUCGCUGUUAUAAAAGUGUCUCUUCUCUUGCAUUUGUGUGCCGAUAUUUGACGGUAAACUGUUGACGAUGGAGCAAGUGGAAUUCACAAAAGUUGUUGUCAAGACUGAGCCCUCUGAUAAAGAGUGUGAAGACGAGCCAUUCGAAGCCGUGUCUAUAAAACGCGAGCCGUCAUGUGUGAAAGACGAGCCUCUUGACGACAGCGCGUCUAUAGAAGUCGAGAUACCAGUGUGCGUCAAACGAGAGCCCUCAGAGGUCUUAGAGUUGAGUGACAAGGUGGUGGGAGCUUAUUCGUGCCAGCUGGAGAGUAACGAGCUGGUUCUAACGCCAAUGGUAGUGCAGCACGAAGGUUCUGCACAAGAAAAAGUAACAAAAAAGAAAUCUAGUGCAGUAACGAAAAUGUAUAAAUGUGGCUACUGUGAACAUAAAGAUAUCAAUGUACGUUUACUAAUAAGUCAUAUGAAGCAACAUACCAGAAAUACAUCCAGCAGUUCUGACAAGAAAACUGGUGUAGGAGUCCAGAAAAUGCAUGAAACUGUGCAGAUAAUCAAAUGUGGAAAAAAUGAUGCUAGUACUAGCAAAACUAAAUCUACUCAAGAUGUUAGGAAUGUGAAACUUUAUAAAUGUAGUCAAUGUAGUUUUACCGGCACCACACAUGAUGAUUUAUUAAAACAUAGACUAGUACAUGUGAAACCAGACAACGCAAAAGGUACUAAGAAAAGAAAAUAUAAAUCUAGACUGUAUAAAUGUAGACACUGCAGCGAAUCGUUCUCAGAAGCGCAGGGUAGGCUAGCACACGAACGGACACACAAGAUGGACGACAAACCUUUCAAAUGCGACCAAUGUAAUUACGCCGGUUCACAUCUACACUAUUUACAGGGCCAUAUGACUAUGCAUACCAAUGUCAUUUCUUACAAGUGCAGCCAAUGUGACUUUACUUGUGCUAAAAGAGAUGAUCUACUGAACCAUAAAGUUAUACAUCCAGUUAGUGAUACACUGCCUUUCAAGUGCGAUGAAUGUGGUUUUGCUACCGGCAGGGAAUGGAGUUUGCGAGUGCACAAAACGAUUCAUACUGGAGAAAAAACAUACAAAUGUAGCUUAUGCAGUUAUACUACUGUUAAUAAUGCUCAUCUAGCGCUCCAUGAGAAGAAACAUACGAUCAAACGUUACAGAUGUGACGAGUGUAGUUUUGAGUGUAAUCGGGCGUUUCAAUUGAAAAAUCAUCAAAGGACUUGCACUUAUGAGAAGCUUAAGGAGUCCAUAAUAAAUGAAAAUGAGAGAAAGAAGUUAAGAGACCAUCUAUCAAUACAGGAAGAAUCGACAAAGGACCAGCCAGCAACACCGUAGUACUGGUACCAGUUGAAGACAAUAAUUGAUUAUACAGGAUGUAUUUAUUUAGGUAUGUACAAGUAACAAUAUAUUAAAAAAAUCUAAUGUCAUAUUUCGUUUAAUUUUGCACAGACUUUAUACCUUUCAUUCUGUUUAACAACUUCUCAUAGAUGCGGGGAUUGUUUAAAAAUCAAAGACAAUUUUAUUAUAACUCCGUAAAAAACAAAAAGGCUGGUCGCAAAGUUACUGUUGAAGUAAAAUGUGUAAUCACAGUGCAUAGACUGCUAUCUCUCGACACAG